AUUUUAUUAGUUUUAUUUACGAGUAACUUAUUUUUGGGGACAAUAGAGGGGCAAAUAUGACCUGUAGUAGCAUCGUGUCGUUUGCCUUUCUGAAAGGCUAUACUUUUCGCUCCAAAAAGUUUGAAAUGAAGUUCAAAAAAUGAACAGUGCAGCAGAAAAUCUCUGCCUUUCUCUAUUAAGCAACUGCAGAACUCUCCGAAACCUCAAGCAAAUCCACGCCUUCGUUUACAAAUCCGGCCUCGAAACCGACCCAUUAAUCUCCGCAAAAAUCCUACUUAUUUCCGCCGUUCAAAUCUCCGACGCUAUUGAUUACGCUCGCCGUCUCUUCAUCCACAACCCAAACCCAGAUGUGUUCAUGUACAACACCCUCAUCCGAGGUGAAUCCGAGUCAGACUCACCCAAUAACUCCGUCAGCUCGUUCGCUCGCAUGCUACGAGAAUCAUAUUCCCCUCCGGAUAGUUUCUCUUUCGCUUUUGCACUCAAAGCAGCGGCGAAUUUGCGGUGUUUGAAAACUGGGUUUCAGCUGCAUUGUCAAGCUAUGGUUCGUGGACUCGAUACCCAUCUCUUCGUUGGGACUACAUUGGUUAGUAUGUAUGGGGAAUGUGGAUUUGUUGUGUUUGCUCGGAAGGUGUUUGAUGAAAUGAAUGAACCAAAUGUCGUGGCGUGGAAUGCGAUAAUUACAGCAUAUUUUCGUGGGAAUGAUUUGAGUGGUGCAGAUAGACUGUUUGGUUUAAUUCCGUGCAGGGACUUGACUACUUGGAAUGUGAUGCUAGCGGGGCAUACUAAAGCAGGGGAUCUUGAGCGUGCGAAGGGGUUGUUCUUGCGGAUGCCGAGUAGAGAUGAUGUUUCUUGGAGUACUAUGAUUGUUGGAUUUGCUCGUAAUGGAUACUUUGAUGAGGCGCUUCGGGUUUUCAGGGAGUUGGUUGGGAGUGGAAAUAGGUCGAAUGAAGUGAGCUUGACGGGUGUUUUAUCUGCGUGUGCUCAAGCUGGGGCAUUUGAGUUUGGGAAAAUUUUGCAUGCAUUUAUAGAGAAAAUGGGGUUUGCUUGGAUUAGUUCUGUGAACAAUGCACUUUUGGAUACUUAUUCCAAGUGUGGAAAUGUGUUGAUGGCUCGUCUUGUCUUUGAGAGAAUGCCUGGGAAGAAAAGCAUUGUUUCCUGGACUUCUAUGAUUGCAGGGCUUGCAAUGCAAGGAUAUGGUGAAGAGGCGAUAAAACUUUUUCACAAGAUGGAAGAAUCUGGGACCAGACCUGACGAGAUCACUUUUAUUUCGAUCCUUUAUGCAUGUAGUCAUGCUGGUUUACUUGAAAGAGGUCAUGAGAUUUUUAGUAAAAUGACAGGAAUUUAUAACAUUGAACCAACGAUUGAGCAUUAUGGUUGUAUGGUUGAUUUGUAUGGCAGGGCUGGUCA
Molecule: messenger RNA, 1407 nt
Organism: Nicotiana tabacum (common tobacco)
Lineage: Eukaryota; Viridiplantae; Streptophyta; Magnoliopsida; Solanales; Solanaceae
Source: RefSeq, a predicted model, not a curated record